Molecule: messenger RNA, 1530 nt
Organism: Charadrius vociferus (killdeer)
Lineage: Eukaryota; Metazoa; Chordata; Aves; Charadriiformes; Charadriidae
Gene: RANBP3L
Product: RAN binding protein 3-like
Exons: 14
Coding region: 1-1530 (509 amino acids)
Biological process (GO): protein export from nucleus
Cellular component (GO): cytoplasm; nuclear pore
Molecular function (GO): GTPase activator activity
Source: RefSeq, a predicted model, not a curated record
AUGUGGGACAUUGUUGCCAUGACUUUUUGGCUGGUGUUUGUAAAGAAGAAUAACAUAUUCAUGAGCCCAGUUCUUCUUCGAAAAAACCCUGACUUGAUCAAAACCACAAAAGAAGGAUCCUUGUCACAAAGUCAACUGCGGAAUGUCAUUAGACCUGCCAUUUUACAACCCCCACAAGCCCUGACCCAUCCUGAAGAUGCUGUAGUAUCUCUAGUAACUAAGAAAGAAGCACAUGUUCAGCUAUCUGAAGACAGCUCUUAUUCCUCAGCUGAGAGUUCAGUAAGUUCCAAAACAGCAGUGAGGUCAUCUACUACCAUGAAUCUUUCUAGCUCUAAAACAACACAAAGUCAGCUGUUCAAAGACAGAACUGUACAAAACAGCAGCAAUUCUGAUUUUGUAUUUGGAGAAAAUAUGGUUGAGAGAGUUUUGAGUCCAGAAAAGCAUCCCAAAUCGUGUGAGGAAGCUGAUUCAUACAAAGGAGAAAUAACAUCUGUGUACAUAGAAUCUUUUCAUGUCAGCCCACAAACAAGAACAGCUUUGUUGAGGAAUGCAACACUAAUUGAAUCAGCAGCUGCUGGUAUUUCCAAGCCAGUGGAGAAAAUUCUGUUAGAUAAAGUUGAAGUUAUAACUGGAGAAGAAGCAGAACAAAAUGUGUUGCAGAUCAACUGCAAGCUGUUUUUAUUUAAUAAGCUUUCUUUAACCUGGAUUGAAAGAGGCAGAGGAUCACUGAGGCUUAAUGACACUUCUAGAAAUAAGCGUGGAAUGUUGCAGUCAAGGCUGAUUAUGCGAAAUCAAGGCAGCUUGAGACUGAUUCUCAACACCCGACUCUGGGAUCAAAUGGUUAUACAAAGAGCAAACAGAACAAGCCUGUGCUUCACUGCAACAGACCAAGAGAACCAUUCUGUUCAAGUAUUUCUAAUUCAGGCAAGCUCAAAAGACACUGGAUACCUGUAUGCAGCAAUACAUCACCGCCUCGUGGCAUUGCGAAGCUUUGCUGAGCAAGAGCCAGAUGCUAAUCAAGUUGACACAGAGUCAGAAAUAACUUUUCAGCCAUUAAACUGUGAUAGCGAUGAUGAAGAUGAUGGAAAAACAACUCAAGUGAGCAGCAGUGGAUCUGCCAAGAAUGUCAAUACUUGGCAUGAAGAUGUCUGCUCUGUAGGACUGUCAGACUUGCUCUUGGUUGUUGAAAGUGGAGAGCGGCCUGCCAAACCCUUUUCUUUUGGAAGGAUGACUGUGACAAUUCUUGCCUUGAAGGGAUCUAACUAUGCUGGUCUGCUGGAGCGGCAUCGCAUUCAUACAAAAAACGUGGAGCAUGUUGUAGACAGUUUACGGAAUGAGAAGAUAGAAGUUCGUCUUGUUAAACGUCGAGAAUAUAAUGAAGAGACAGUUCGGUGGGCAGAUGCUGUUAUAUCAGCAGGAGACAGGAAAGAAUAUCAGUAUCUGAAGAAACCAGUGACACUUAAAGAUUUCUACUUCAGCAGUUUUAAUCUCAGACUUCUUUUCCAAGCAUGCCUAUUUGGGGCCAAAUAA